Lepisosteus oculatus (spotted gar) is the source of this 8613-nucleotide messenger RNA. RefSeq names its product ATPase family AAA domain containing 2B (gene atad2b). Gene Ontology annotation, biological process: positive regulation of transcription by RNA polymerase II. The record is from RefSeq and is a predicted model, not a curated record. Gene Ontology annotation, cellular component: nucleus. Lineage: Eukaryota; Metazoa; Chordata; Actinopteri; Semionotiformes; Lepisosteidae. Gene Ontology annotation, molecular function: histone binding; ATP hydrolysis activity; ATP binding.
ACAUGAUCCAGGGCAGGAAAAAAGGCAACAGAACGAUCACUCUAUGUCCCCGUUGAUUUGAAAAUAACAUACGUGAAAACAUUUUUAACACCUUUUUGAGGGCUGGCGUUGCAGCCCAGUCUUUGCGUGUAAGCAAACCUUGAGCCACUGCAAGCGGAAGUACUAUGUAAGAGUUGGUCUGCUGACAGUAGAGGGAGAGAGAGAGAGAAAGAGAAAUGGCGCCUUGGUACUCCAGUAACUGAGGCAGUGUAACAAACAGAAAGACAAAAUCAGCCAGGGCCGAGAAGAGGCGGAAUCAUGGUGAACACCCGCAAGAGCUCCCAGCCUGAACUCCGCAGCCACUACAUCUCAUCCAGGACAAGAUCAUCGGUCAAGAACAACCCCAGCACGGAAGAUCACCACCAUAAAGACCAAGGCAGCGAUGUCAAGUCCAGUAGUGCCCGUUUGUCCCCACCGGCUAAACGCACUCGCAAGCACACGGACCCCGUGUCCAGCGACACUUCCCCUCCUCCGAGGGCCAAAGGUCAGAGAGUGCAGUGGAACAUGCACAAGCAGCAGUCCAGGUUAUCCAGUGGCUCUGGAACAUCUCUGCAAAAUGGACACAGCAGCUUGUCUCGUAUGAACCGGGGAGAGGACAGUGGGGAUGGAGACCACUCCCACAUGAAUGGCCAUGUGGAGGUUAGGAGAAGCUGCCGGUCAAAGAACAACCGAUUCGAUCAUCUCAAUCAGAGCAUGCUGUUCGACCAGCUCGUCAACAGCACGGCGGAAGCCGUCCUCCAGGAGAUGGACAACAUCAGUAACAUCAGGCAGAGCCGAGAGGUGGAGAGGCUGCGGAUGUGGACAGACACUGAGCUUGAGAACAUGGACAUGUACUCUCGAGUGAAGAGGAGGAGGAAGUCCCUGCGGAGGAACACCUUCGGCAUUCAGGCGCACCGUGAAGUCUUGAGCGAGGCUGAGGGGGAGGAGGAAGGCACGGAAGAGUCUCAGGAGGAGGAGGAAGAUGAUGAGGAUGACGAAGGAGAUGAAGCGGAAGAAGCAGGAGAAGAGAAUGACCGCCCCUACAAUCUGAGGCAGCGCAAGACCGUACAGCGAUACCAGGCGCCGCCCAUAGAGCCAGCAAGGAAACAGAGGCAGAGCACGUUGUUUGACACUCACAGAUCUCCAGCAAGACGAAGCCAUAUGAGGGUGAAGAAGCAUGCCAUUCAUAGCAGUGACACAACGUCCUCGUCUGACGAGGAGCGGUUCGAGCGACGGAAGAACAAAAGCAUGACGAGAGCUCGCAACAGGUGUUUGCCCAUGAACUUGCGUCACGAAGACCUAGCCAGUGGGAUUUUGCGCGAUCGUGUAAAAGUUGGUGCUAGUUUAGCAGAUGUGGACCCCAUGAACUUGGACACCUCUGUUCGGUUUGACAGUGUUGGAGGCCUCAGUCAUCAUAUUCAGGCAUUGAAGGAGAUGGUGGUUUUCCCUCUGUUGUAUCCUGAGGUCUUUGAAAAGUUUAAAAUUCAACCCCCAAGAGGCUGUCUGUUCUACGGUCCUCCUGGCACAGGGAAGACCCUGGUGGCUCGAGCCCUCGCCAACGAAUGCAGCCAGGGUGACCGCAAGGUGUCCUUCUUCAUGAGGAAAGGGGCUGACUGUCUCAGCAAAUGGGUUGGGGAGUCUGAACGGCAGCUCAGGCUUCUCUUCGAUCAGGCAUACUUGAUGAGGCCGUCCAUCAUCUUCUUUGAUGAAAUUGAUGGGUUGGCUCCUGUUCGCUCCAGCAGACAAGAUCAGAUUCACAGCUCCAUCGUCUCCACGCUGCUGGCUCUGAUGGAUGGACUGGACAACAGGGGAGAAAUAGCUGUCAUUGGUGCUACAAACAGACUUGAUUCUAUUGACCCUGCACUCAGGAGACCUGGCCGCUUCGACAGGGAGUUUCUUUUCAACUUGCCUGAUAAAAAGGCUCGAAAGCACAUUUUAAAGAUUCACACCAGAGACUGGAAUCCCAAGUUAAAUGACUCUUUUGUGGAAGAACUGGCUGAGAAAUGUGUCGGCUACUGCGGUGCCGACAUCAAAGCACUUUGCACUGAGACUGCCUUAGUGGCCUUGCGCCGGCGAUACCCUCAGAUCUACGCCAGCAGCCAGAAGUUCAAGCUGGACGUGUCGUCCAUCGUUCUCAGCCCCCAGGACUUUUACUAUGCCAUGAGGAACAUUGUGCCUGCCUCUCAGCGAAGCCUGAUGUCGCCCGGCCAUGCGCUGUCCGCCGUCAUCAGGCCGCUGCUGGAGAACACCUUCGCUGAAGUCCUGGCUGGCCUGCACAGGGUCUUUCCCCAUGCAGAGCUCUCGCAGUGCGACAAGAGAGAGGAUCUUGUUAGUGAACUGUUGGACGAUGACUUAGACAGCGAUGAUGACAACGAUGGUGCUCCAUCUAUUUUUGAUAACCCCUCGCAUUCAGGAUCUCCAAAGAAACAGCCAUCGGCAAAUAAACCUUUCCUUCAUUUUACAAUGUCUGCUUAUCACCAGCCAACCUCUUACCGCCCACGGCUUCUGCUUGCCGGCGACAGGGGCUCAGGUCAGAGCACACACCUGGCUCCAGCCGCCCUGCACAGCCUGGAGAAGUUCUCCGUGCACAGACUAGACCUGCCCACACUGUAUUCCGUCAGUGCCAAAACCCCCGAAGAGUCCUGCGCUCAGGUGUUCCGUGAAGCGCGGAGGACGGUGCCCAGCGUGGUGUACAUGCCCCACGUUAGCGACUGGUGGGAGGCCAUCAACGACACGGUGCGGACCACCUUCCUCACCCUCCUGCAGGAUGUCCCCUCCUUCUGUCCCGUCCUCGUCCUGGCUACCUCGGAAACCCCCUAUGCGGCGCUCCCGGAGGAGGUGAAAUGCAUCUUCAGGAACAGCUAUGGAGAAGUUCUAAAUCUGAAGAGGCCCAGUGAGGAGGACAGAAGAAAGUUCUUCCAAGACUUGAUUCUCGUUCAGGCAGCGAGACCUCCUGCACACAGGAAAAAAGCAGCUCUGCAGGCGCUGGAGGAGCUGGUGCCCGCCGAGCCCCAGCCGCCUCGCCAGCUGUCCCAGGAGGAGCAGAAGAGGCUGGAGGACCAGGAGGAGAACACGCUGCGGGAGCUGCGGCUCUUUCUCAGGGACGUCACCAAGCGAUUAGCCACUGACAAGCGCUUCAGCAUCUUCAGCAAGCCUGUGGACAUCGAGGAGGUGUCAGAUUACCUUGAAGUUAUCAGACAGCCAAUGGACUUGUCAACGAUAAUGACCAAAAUCGACACCUACAAAUACCUUACUGUGAAGGACUUUCUGGCUGAUGUUGACCUAAUUUGUAGCAACGCUCUAGAAUAUAAUCCAGACAAAGAUCCUGGAGAUAAAAUAAUCCGGCACAGAGCCUGUACCCUGAAGGACACAGCACAUGCAAUGUUUGCAGCUGAACUCGAUCCAGAAUUUAAUCGAAUGUGUGAAGAAAUCAAGGAAUCCAGGAGGAAGAGGGGCUUUCAGACGACAGCACAACAAACGAAUCCUCCCAGUGCUGCAGCCAAGAGGCCUGGCAUUGGCGCGGAAGAGGCAGCUCGGAGCGCACAAGGAAGCGCAGCAGAAGGCCUGUCAACCAAGUGCAAUAAUCACAUCAAGCGCAAGACGAGGAGGAGGCCCCCCUGGGGUCGGGGCAUCAUCCGUAAGAAGAAGAGCUACCUGAAGAAGGAGGGGGAGGAGGGAGGAGGGGAGCCCGGCGGAGAGGACAGCGAGCCCGCUGACUGCGGGGAGCUGGACGCCAGCACGGAGGGCCCCGAAGAUGCAGUCGGGGAGGAGCCGCCCGACACCUCUCUGACCCACGACGAGUCGUCCUGUGAUGCCAUGGAGCUGCCAGCAGAGAACGGGGAGGAUGGGCAUGAGAACGGGCACCUGGUCUCCACUGAAGAAGAGAGCUCCAAUGAGCCCCCGGUGCCCAGUGUGCCCGGACCAGACAACCGGCCUAAGCAAGACGAAUCCAGCGGGAAGCUCUCCGAACCCGGGCUCAAGCCCACCCCCGUGAAACAGCAGGAUUGCAUGAAUGGCGACGAGUCUUUGGACAGUCUGGAUAGCGAGACCUUAUCUGAAGAUAAGGUGAUCGCUGUUGAAGCCAGAGCCUCUGCAGCCCCUGCUCUCCCAGAUGAUACCUCCCAGACUGUAGAGACCGUGGAAGGAGAGAAGAAGAAGAGUGCUUUUUGUGAAAAGCAAGAAGAGGCGAAAGUGGGCAGUUCUUUGAGCGGUGUGCCACAGGAGACCACCUCUGACCUUAAAGAGGGGGACCAUGAAAAUGAAGGCACGACCAAGAUGAAGAAGUGCAAAAAAACACUUUCAGAGCAGCUGAAAGCAAUAAAUGUGGAGAAGCAGCCCGAGGAUCCAAUAGAACCUACCCCUCCACUUGUUGUAGAUCAUGAGCGAUUAUCGGGUCUCUUGGAGCUGGUAACCAAGAAGAGUGAAAACUACACUGUGGAUCAGCUGGAGAGGCUGUACUCUCUGCUGAGUCAGUGCAUCUAUCUGCACCGCAGAGACUAUGAUAAGACUCAUCUUACAGAGGAAAUGGAGAGGACAGUAAAAAACUUUGAAACAUUCCUGUGAUGGAGCGAAGCAGGUUGAUCCUGAUAAGACUGUCGUGAGGGAGACCAGCCUUCUGAGCCAUUUCUUCAGAGCCAAGCCCAUCUGGAGCCUUGGUCUUAAAGGAAAAAAAAAACUCACUUUUUAUUGAUGGCGACUUUGGUGCUAUUGUCUCAGGUACCUGGACACAACCAGCCUACAGAACCAAACAGACUCAUUCAAAGGUUAUUUUGCGUCAGUGAUAUACAUAUGCCAAUGCUGUUGAUGACCCUGGUGCUAUCAUAUUUCCAUUUGCUGCUCCUGGUUUCCAUAAAAUAUUUUUAGUGAAAUUAGUACCAACUUUUCCAGCAGUGAGUGCAAAACUCUCUAUUAAGCAUAGAGGAUUCUGGGUGUAGCGGGGGAGGGAAGCAGCCUCACUUCUCUCAAGCAAACUGUAUCACCUUUUGCAAGCCUUUGACUGCAGGGGCGCCACCUGUCCUACCAUACUCGUGUGUUAUUUGAUCAAUUGGAAUUUCUAGGAAGGUCCAUCUGCCUUCCCCAGAUAUAUCUGCCAAAAAUGUCAAUUUCUUUUAUUAUGUGAAAUAAGGAAUUUUCUUAUUGUAUGAAGAUAAUGAUCUGGGUGUUGUCUUGUCUCUCUCUCUCUCUAUAUAUAUAUUUAUAUGUGACGCAGGCAGAUGCGGGCUCAGGCGAUCAUUUCCAAAAUAUUGAAAACAUGAUACAAAUGUUGAUGGGUUUUUUUUAAUCAGGAGGGUUUUUGAGCCUCGCUGUUUUUAAAACUACCGAGGGCUGAAGCUGUAAUGAACUAGAUGAAAUGGAAGUGUGCAGCUGUAGAAAGAGCAAGUGCAUUAAACAAGCCUUUGGGGGGUUUUGUCCCGACUUACUGUAAUCGGAGCCGAGAAUCGGCUGAAAAAAGGAGGCACAGUUUGCUUUCAUGUUCAUGAAAUUUAUAGAGAUAGCAACUGAAACUCUCCACUUAGUUAUUACUGCCAUUAUACAUGCAUUGUGUAUUUUAAAAAGGAAAAAAAAAGGAUUUGUGCUCAAUGGUAUGUUUUAUUGCAACACCUAGCUGGAACAACUGGAUGCAGUUCAGGUAGACAGUGUCUUGUGUGGUUUGCACUGCCUAGCAUGUGCCUUAAUUCACAAUUUGAAACAAGAAAACCCUUAACAAUACAAAAUUCUAUUAGCACGCUUCUAGUGCUUGUAUAAAAAAUGACCAGCUAUUGAGUCUUCUACUUUGAUAGAACACUUUGGACUGUAUAUAUAAAGUUUGUAUCCUGUUUCAAGUCACUUGCCAUUUCUGAAUGUGUUUGCUGCCAUUGUCCCAUUACUGGAUCGAGGUAAGGUUUGACUAAUUUGGCUUUGAAACGUUCUCGAUUCUCCAUAUUUGCAUUAUUUGAAAUCUGUGCCAAUAGAGUAAAUAGUUAGUCAGAAAACAAACAUUUUUCAUUUCUUUAAAAAUUGACUCAAAUCUCGACUCAAACAUAAACAGACACAAUUUAGCAUAAAUGUAUAAAUGUCGGUAAAAGUUCAGUGAAACUGUAAAUCCCACAUCCUUGAUUCGUUACAGUAAGCUUGACAAAUCCAGACAAAAAUCAUUUUGAGAUUUUAGUGCGUCCGAUACUGAGGUGGUGGUAGUUUUUAAAAUUUGCAAAACCCCUAGGUGGUUUUCUGUGAAGAGAUACAUGUGUUGUAACAAUUGGACGAGAAAAACAUUGCAAAUUAACUUGAUAUGUACAGUCCCGCAGUCUUAAAUUCGAAACCUGUUUUUUAUCCCGUAUGUUUCCAUGUUCUGAUAUCUUUUCAGACAACUUUAGAGGAGAAUUCUGUGUGUUUCUCCAUUGGCAAAGUUCAGCUUCCACCUCUGUGGAACAGCGUUAUGGGUGUGCAGCCCUGCCUUUUCUCAAGUGUACAGAUAUUACAAGUAGGACUAAUUACAGAAGUUUUCUGGAAAGACUUUGUUGCUAUGUAGUGUAUGUAAUAUAUUAAUAAUGCUUUUUGUUGGGUUUUGUUUUUCUAUGUUUUUAAAAACAUUUUUACACUACUAAAAAUAUGUUCCUGUGUUUUUCAGCACGUUUUUCCCAUUGAACAGAACAAGGCCAUCCUAGGCAGUGAUGAUCCAUGUUAGGCUAUAGAGCAUUAUGGUGUUUAUUUAAUUUAUUUUUGCUGCUUUUUUUCGUCAAGCCAGGUAUUUUAGCCUCAGAUUUCAGAAUGCUUCAUCAGUUCUAUAUUUUCCAGGGCCAGUUUCACCAUCUCAGUUCACUACACCCUCCAUGCAGUGUCAGGUGCAGCCUUCAAAGAUAUGCAAGAUAACAUUUUGAGGAAUUUAUAUUGGACUACUGCAGAGAAAAAACACAGCUACCUCAGCUUUCUUUUUUGUUAAAACCCAGCUGUUUACUGGUUACCAACAGUAUUUUAAGUACUGUAAUACGUGUACAGUUUACAUACCACAAGCUAAGGUACUGGAUCAGUUAAUUUACAAAAUGAGACAAUUUCUGUUGCUACUGCAGUUAUCCAAAGUGCUUCAUAUUUUUUUUUGUAUUUGAGCCAAAAAGGAAAAAAAAAAUCCAGCUUCUUUAAUGUAAGGAUAUUUACUGUAUGGAUCAAUAUUUAAAUUAGAAGUAUUGCUCUUUUGUCUAUCCCUUUCAGUACAUCAUACUACAAGCAGGCCCAAUGCAGAGCACUGUACUUUCUCGUUUGUCUUACGCUGGGUGUAGGUGGACUCUCACCGCUUUUCGUGUGGUUUUGUUUUUCUAAUUAUUUAUUAACAUUAUUUCUAUGACAAGGUGUUUUUACAGUCUAAUAUUCAUUAACCUAACCUUUUGUACGUAAAAGAAAUUGGGGAAUUGUUACAAACAGGAAAUUUGUGCUGAAUGCGAUGUAGCAACAUUUUUGUAGCAAGUUUCUGGAAAAAAGGGUUUUUUACAGUUCUCAGGUUCUUGCUGCAUUAUUAAUCUUAAAUAUAUAUUUAUUCCAUUUGUAAAGUUGAUUUUUGCUUUUUCUUGGUUUACAGUAUAGGUGGUAAAUGACUUUGGUAUACUUAGUGGUGCCUGAAUAAAUGGGCUACACAACUUUCAUUUUAAACAUGAUUGUGAGAAACGGUCUAAUCAUUUUGCAUUGUGUAACUUUGAAAUGCUGCUGAGAUGCUGACCACUGUUUUAAGCUCUAUGACAUUAUUUUGCCCUGUGGAAGUGUUAUCGCAAACGCCCAUUUUCUGUUGCUGGAGAACAAUGGUCGCCAAUAAUCUGUUGUUUUUUUUCAGACCAGCUCCAGAACCAUCUAUUCAUUUUGCUACUUCACCACCGCAAAACACUGCCCUGUGCAUUUUGUCAUCUCAAGGGUAGACCCCCCCCACCGUACUCCGAACCCAAACAUGUUCCUAGUUCUGAUGAUAGUCAGCUCAGUAGAAGGGGGAAGAUGAAAGCCUUGAAUCCGGAGUCUUAAGUGUAAAAUGUGCACUUUCAGAGUUGACGGAUCUUUUUUUGGCCCUUGGUUUAACUGUCUUGUACCUGGUGCUUUAGUGUUGCCCACAGAUUAUGGAGCUAGAAGGCAAUCAUUUGGUGUAUGGAAAUGAAAGAGAUUAGGUGCGGUGAAUACAUAUACUGUACCUUUUGAUUGCCAGGGUUCUCCUCUCUGAUUUAGGCUUUCACCAGUAAUAAGAGGUUUUUGCCUUAAAACAUUCAGUAGUUCACUGUUGACUUGCUGAGUUUCUUCCUCCGAAGCACAGGAGACAAUUUCUGUGGCAGAGCAGUUUUCUUGGCGUAGUGUCUAAUAGAUGCUGGGUGCUUCAUGGAGUCAGUUUUCUUGAUUUAACCCCAUUGUGCUCAUAAAAACAUCUUAGGUUUUUCUAGCUGCCAAUAUAAUUCUUUUAUCGUAUUAUUUUGUAGCCCCCCUGAUUUUUUUUCUUCCUUUUGAGGACUUGUGUUUUACCAGGGACUUGAAUGCCUGGUUGAAACUGUUCCGCAUAAUCGCAAUGUACUCAUGAAUUGUAUAUGAUUUUUUUUUUCCACUAGUCACAACAUUUGCUGGUAUCAAAUAAUAAAAUUGUUUCUUAGAUAA